GCCGCGUCCUGCAGCGUGUGCGCCUGGGACCUCUGGUUUACUGAUGAGCCUGAGACGGGGCCGGUUCGGAGUCAGGCUCAGCUAGCAGAGAGUGGAUGUUUCACUGCUGGUGUUCGGGUCCUGAGCACCCCUCCACUAUUUGGACCAAAAAAAGCACAAGGAGAUGAAGAUGGACCAGGCUUUGCUCCUCAUCCAUAAUGAGCUGCUGGGAACAAACCUGACUGUCUACUGGAAAUCCGAGCUCUGUUACCAGUGCUUGUUUCAGUUUCUGGCAAAUGUUUCUGCGAGUGAAGAUCUUGGGAGACCAAAUAUUGCAGCAGUCUCUGUCAACACCCAGCAUGGGUCCAUCCUGCAAGUUAAUGAUCCCUCAGAAGAGAGAGGAGUUUGUAGGCUGGAAUACAAAUUUGGAGAAUUUGGAAAUUAUUCUCUUUUCGUACAGCGUACCUACAAUGAAACUGCCUGUGACAUACUUGUUAAUGAGAAUCCAGUUGACAGUAACCUUCCUGUGAGUAUUGCAUUCCUUGUUGGCCUAGCGCUCAUCCUUGCAGUAUUCUUCUUAAGGCUCUUGCUGAGAUUUGAUGAAUUUAAUGAUUGGAUUUCUAAAGCAAUAAAUUUUCAAGAAACUGAUCGCCUUAUCAAUUCUGAGCUGGGAUCCCCCAGCAGAGAAGACCCUCUCAGUGCUGGCUGCCAACCAGAGACACGACGCCCAUCUGCCAUGUCACACCGUCUCCGUUGCGUGGACACGUUUCGGGGGAUAGCACUCAUCAUCAUGGUCUUUGUUAAUUAUGGAGGUGGGAAAUACUGGUACUUCAAACAUUCAAGUUGGAAUGGACUGACGGUGGCUGACCUUGUGUUCCCAUGGUUUGUAUUUAUUAUGGGAUCUUCAAUUUUUCUAUCAAUGACCUCUAUUCUACAACAAGGGUGUUCAAAAUUCAAAUUGCUGAGGAAAAUUGCAUGGAGAAGUUUCCUGUUAAUUUGUAUAGGAAUUGUCGUUGUGAACCCCAAUUAUUGCCUCGGUCCAUUGUCAUGGGAUAAAGUGCGAAUUCCUGGUGUUCUUCAGCGGUUGGGAGUGACAUACUUUGUGGUGGCGGCAUUGGAACUCCUCUUUGCAAAACCUGUGCCUGAAAAUUAUGCCUUGGACACAUGCUGCCCUUCUCUUCGAGAUAUAACUUUCAGCUGGCCACAGUGGCUCCUCAUUUUGAUGCUGGAGAGCAUUUGGUUGACUUUAACAUUCUUCUUACCUGUCCCUGGAUGCCCCACUGGCUACCUUGGCCCUGGUGGUAUUGGAGACUUUGGGAAAUAUCCACGCUGCACUGGAGGAGCUGCUGGCUACAUUGACCGCCUGCUUCUGGGAGAUGACCACCUGUACCAGCACCCAUCCUCCGCUGUGCUCUAUCUCACUCAGGUGGCCUAUGAUCCAGAAGGACUCUUAGGGACCAUCAACUCCAUUGUGAUGGCAUUUUUAGGAGUUCAGGCAGGAAAAAUACUGUUGUAUUACAAGGGUCAGACCAAAGAUAUCCUGACUAGAUUCGCUGCCUGGUGCUGUGUUCUGGGGCUUAUUUCUAUUGCUUUGACGAAAGUUUCUACAAAUGAAGGCUUCAUCCCAAUAAACAAAAACCUCUGGUCCCUUUCCUAUGUCACCACGCUCAGCUCUUUUGCCUUCUUCAUCAUGCUGAUCUUGUAUCCAGUUGUUGAUGUGAGGGGACUGUGGACAGGAGCCCCAUUCUUUUAUCCAGGGAUGAAUUCCAUUUUGGUGUAUGUUGGUCACGAAGUGUUUGAGAACUACUUCCCCUUCCAGUGGAAGCUGGAGGAUAACCAGUCACACAAAGAACAUCUGGUUCAGAACAUAGUUGCCACAGCUCUCUGGGUGUUUAUUGCCUAUGUUCUCUAUAAAAAGAAGAUUUUUUGGAAAAUCUGAUAGCACCUGCAGAAAUGUAUUGCUGGAAGAUUCUAAUGGCCUGAAACUCUUAGUAAUGAGCAUUGUCACCUAUAAAGCUGACAGGAUAUGUAUUUCUAGAUAAUCGGGGAAGAUGCUUAUUGCAAGGCUGCCCUGCUGAUACAUCAGUACUCUGCCUGUAGACUUGUGACCCAUGUGUAUUUGAAAUAUCAUGGUCCUUUUCUCCAUUUUCUGUGAAAUGGACAAAUUUUUGAAACGUUUAUGGAAAUUUCUAUUAACUUUCCAAAGGAGAUUUACCGUGGGCAUUUUGCCUUUGUGAUGUAUGCAAGAAGCUAAGGUUGGGGGGUCGAGAAUGUGACUCAAGGUUAAGUACUUGUUUGUAGUGCCCUGAGUUUGAUCACUGGCACUGUAAACAAACAAACAACACAAGAAAAGACCUAAGUCUGAUUCUUAUUUUCUUAUUUCCUGAAGCUUUCUUUUCUUUUUUUUUUUUUU
Molecule: messenger RNA, 2392 nt
Organism: Jaculus jaculus (lesser Egyptian jerboa)
Lineage: Eukaryota; Metazoa; Chordata; Mammalia; Rodentia; Dipodidae
Gene: Hgsnat
Product: heparan-alpha-glucosaminide N-acetyltransferase
Exons: 18
Coding region: 164-1918 (584 amino acids)
Biological process (GO): lysosomal transport
Cellular component (GO): lysosomal membrane
Source: RefSeq, a predicted model, not a curated record